Molecule: messenger RNA, 6486 nt
Organism: Corythoichthys intestinalis (scribbled pipefish)
Lineage: Eukaryota; Metazoa; Chordata; Actinopteri; Syngnathiformes; Syngnathidae
Gene: slx4
Product: SLX4 structure-specific endonuclease subunit homolog (S. cerevisiae)
Exons: 14
Coding region: 191-4873 (1560 amino acids)
Biological process (GO): DNA replication; DNA repair; resolution of meiotic recombination intermediates
Cellular component (GO): nucleus; Slx1-Slx4 complex
Molecular function (GO): protein binding
Source: RefSeq, a predicted model, not a curated record
GGAGGAAACCCCGGGUUGGCCAUUGCUUUGAAACGAAAACAAGCCAAUGUAAUUUCGAAACACUGUCCCUAGAGUGACUGCUGGCAAUUUAAAAAAGGAUGAGGCGCAACGUUAAGGCUGAAAGUCUGUCCGUUUGGAACCUUGACUCAAACUGCGAGAUGGUUUUGCAUCAGCUUUCUGAUAUGGAUAUAUGCCAACGCCGAGUACAUGUUGGUGUAAACUUUUCAAGGUGACAAAAAAAGCCAUGAACGACUCGGACCAGGACUUUGUUGACCUCUGCUCAAAGCUGUUAAAACGUUCCCGCAAGAAAGGAGUCGAGACAAAACAAAAACGGUCUGACCAGGCAUCAAGUCAGGCCAAGGAUGGAGACCAUGAAAGAUACGAGACUGUCUCUGAGCAUCAUCGUGUCACUGCGCAAUCACAAACUGGUCAUGCACAUCAGGUCAUGGGGAUUACGGUCAAGGGUGAGCAUCAUCCACGAGUUGUACUAGCUCCAGAACAGACAACUGAAAAUGCAUGUGGAGCUAAAGAAAAAUUGAUCAUACGGAUGCAAGAGUUUAAGAGAGUCUGUCCUAAGAUGGUUAACAACAUGGAGCAUGGCAAGGAUUCCUCUCCUUCAGAGUCAGAAAUAGUCCAACCGUCCACUUCCGAUGGCCGUAUGUGUCCUCAGGACAGUGAUGAGGCUCUGGCCAUAUGCCUGCAGCAGCAACUUGACCGCGAGGCGGCAGAGGUCCACACAACUGGCUUGGCAGCCGAGAGCCUCUUUUUCUGCCACAUCUGUCACAGAGACUUAUCUCACAUGACACCUGAGGGGCGCACGCAGCACAUCAACAGGUGUUUGGAUGGUAGUGAGCAUCAAAUGGCUGCUCCCCCGGUACCCCAUCUUCUUCUGGGUGUCCCCGACUGUCCAAUCUGUGGCAAGAAAUUCAAGUCGCACAAGAGUCGCUCUACCCAUUUGAAGCGCUGCUCGACGGCAAUGGGCGUCAGUCCUGCCGUCCUGCUGCAGGCUCUCCAGAGGCAGGCUGAGGAAACACAGCUUGCUGCUGCCAACACUGUCUCACAGCCCGGAGGCACUAAAAGGAAAGGUGUCACUCAGGCAGGCCCGGCAGGGAGAAAGAAGCCACGGAAAAAGACCGAUAUCCUGGAUGAAGACACCAUGAUGGCUCUGGCGCUGUCAUCCUCUCUGUUAGAACAGGAGCGGGAGCAACUGAAUGCGGCAAAAGCACAGACGACUGCCGCUGAUUCCUCUAUGACAUCUGUGUUGAAGUGGAGGCCAGAUGCCGGUAAAGGAUGCACUAAAAAGAAAAAGGGCACCGUCCCACGUCCUCCUCCAAUCCUCCUCAUUCAAGAUCCUGAUGCGGCCCUGACUAGACUGCAGGAACGGGUCUCUAAUCUACUCCUACGCACUAGAGCUCCAUCACCACCUACGCCGACCCGCUGUCCAAGCACCGUGUCUGCCUUGAGCGGUGCCACCCCCCUCUGGCAAAAAAGUGCUCUGCUCACUGGAAAUAGUUGUGUAUUAGACUUCUUCGUCCCGGAGCUUAGAGACUUCAUCACGCCUUGGGAAGCAGCACAACCUCUCUGCACUUUAUCCCAACCCAAUGCCAAAGCUUGCAUCACGCCCUCCUCGACUCCCUCCACUCCGGCCGCCGGGCAGCUUCCUGCUAACAGUCAGGCACUGCAAGACCUUGUGGAUUUGUCUGACAAUGAGAUUGCUACGGACCAAGGCGAACACAUUGCUCCUGACACUGGCCAAGACCAAAACGCCAGUUUUUCCGCAAACUUCCAAAUGAGUGGCUUCUUUCUCGAAGAGAUCGCUGAUGUCCAUGUGAGUGACACACAUACCGAUACAAAUGGCCUCCAAGCAAGAAGGUCUGUGUGUCAGCCCGGAGAAGCUCAAGAGCACAGCAGCCAUUCAUCUGUGGCGCUAUCGAACUUGGCAUCAAACCUUAGCAGCAUGGUGAACAACCCUCAACUCAGUGACUGGCAACUGCAAGUUGACAGUGGCGAAGUCUUCUUUGCUCAUUCCUUCAUGAUAUAUGCACGCUGCCCUCUUCUGGCUGAAAUGAUGCACGAAAGUGGUUUCGGGGUGCAUGAGGAAGGGAUGCCCGCAGCUCACAGGGUGUUGAUCAGCGACGUCCCAGGUCAGGCGGUGUUGAUUCUGUUGGAGUACCUGUAUUCUGCUAGCGUUUCCCUCCCAGCGUCAUUGCAGCCUCAUGUGCUGGAGUUGGCAUCCAGGUUCGAUUUACAGGAAUUGCGGCAGCUAUGUGAACUUCAUACUGAAGACCCAUCUGCUCAAAAUGACGAUGGAGCCGCUAUGAGCCCGACGGAGCGUCUCAACAAGACAGACAUGGCCUUAACAGCACUCUUCAAGUCCAUGUGGAGCCACGAAGACGACGCGGAUCAAGAAGGGAAUGACGAGAACGGUCUGGAAAAAGCUGCUGACGAAACAUCCUGUGACAGGGAGCUCCCCGAGGAGCAGGUGAAUGAGGAAGAGCUGGAUGAGAUUUACGAAUUUGCUGCCACGCAGAGAAAGAGAGAUGAGGAGACGGUGAUGGUUGAAGAAAGCGAGGGAGAUGAUGGAGAGCUGACUGAGCCAAGAGAGACUCCAGAAAGGUUUUGUGACAAAAUCCUAGAGCCUGAAUCCGACAAAUUUCUGGACCGCAACCUGGAGAACAGCUGUAAUCGCAUCUUCUCAGAUUCUGACGGGGUCUACAAAAAAGAUUCCUCUUCCUCGACUCCACCAAGAGCACACAUACCUACAACCCCUAUUUCAACAUUGUCUGGGAGAAAUUUGCUUCACUCCUCAGCAAGUAUUGGCAGCGGCAGUUCCCCCAAUACAUCCAACUUGCCUGUCCCUGGUGUGUCCCCAGACAGGGAUAGGAACUGUUGCACCAUUGGAGUCAAGGAAGUAGUUAGAGAACAAGAACCUUUGGAACAUUGUACGCCUCCAAAGUGUCAAAGUCAAGUUUCUGGUGGUAUUCAUGUCCUGCUCCCUCCUAAUUCACGCCACAAAAAUGAGCCAGAACUGAUAGUUUUGUCAGGAUCAAGUGAGGAAAUGGAGGUAUUCAAUGCUGAACCCUGUUCCCAGAGUCCUAUUCUCACUCAUUCCCAUGCAGGACAGAGCUUCACUCACUUAAAAUCGAGAGAGCCCUCUGUGGAGAUGGAACAGACCAGAAAUCUGGAAUGUAAUAUCACUGAUAUAAGUCCAUCUCCCAAACAACUUAGUCCAGCUGAUUGUUCUCCUGAGCUCUCUUGGUUAAUUCCCUCCACACCAAUCAGCCCCAGUCCCAUCAAAACAAGCAUGGAAAGUUCCUCUCAAACUAAAAUCAGCUCAUUUAGGACAAAGCUGUUCCCAGAAGAGAAUGAACUGGACAGUGCAGAAGUGGACUUAGUGUUUGCGGAACCGAAGCCAAAGACACAUCUCCAGCUACACGUUGACCCUUAUAGCAGCACUCCCACGCAUUUUGAUGUUGUCCAUAACCACGUCCGACCUAACACCUCUUUCCUCGACACAGAGCCUGACAAGCAAAAGUCAUUCAGUCCAGAACAUAAAAGCCCGGAAAGGAUGCAAUUUGAGAGUUUUCAUCUUUCCCCACUCUCUGACCCUUCAGCUCGACAUUCUUCUACUUCUCACCGAAGUCUUCCUAGUUCAGAGAGAGUUAGCAAGUACUCCAGUCUGAGUCCUGCUCGCUCCAGAAGUCACGAUAGCACAGGAGUCAAGACCAAGCCAAUUCCAGAGUUGGAUGAUGACAAGGAAGUAGGUGGAAGAGAAAAAACAGCAUCGCCACAUGCGAGUUUUGAGCAGAGCUUGCUAAUCAUGGACGACCCGCCGAUAGCUUUCAACGACUCGUGGGGUCUCGACGCCUGUGAUGACAUUGCAGGGAAUCCGGGAUGCUUUAGUCCGAGGCUAGAGGAAAGCAGUCAAUACCAAGAACCUAAAAACCUUAUUUCACAGCCAUCUACGAGUAAAAACUGCCGGAUCUCGCCUUCAACCCCUGAUAAGAUCACCGAUACGCCACCAGAUUUAAGUGACAGUCUCCUGGUUGCGAAUAUGCAGGACUACUCAGGGGAAGAAGAAGAAAUUCUUCCUCUUUCACAAAGGCUAAACCUAAAAACUCCACCUUCUUCCCGCAUUAAAAGCCGUCACACUUUAGUACCAAUAACUCCAAUGCCUCACUUCUCUGAUAUGGACACACCGGAACUCAAAAACAAACUGAACAGUUUUGGUGUUCGGGCGUUACCGAAGCGCCAGAUGAUCCUCAAGUUGAAGGAGAUCCAUCAGUACACCCACCAGCUCGUCAACUCUGACUCUGAUGAAGAGGCACUUCCUGUGGGGAAUGGAGCCCAGACAAAAGCCCCUCCCUGCAAGUCUUUGGCUGCUGAACAGGAAGCCAAUUUCAAGGAGCCCAGGGUGCCAGCUUCCCUCACUCUGGCAAAACACACCCGAGAGGAUGAGGGCAUGGAGCCACUAUCAAACUCUCAAGACUCAAAUUCCUCUUCCGUCUCUUCACUUGAUGAAUCCGAAAGGCAUAACCCAGAGCUGUGCCCGUCCUCUGGCGGAGAAUCGGACAGCGAUGGCGGGAUCUCUGCUUCCCAAGCGGCCACGCGCCUUCAAGAUCGCCUGCAGGCCGUGCGCACGUUUAUCUUGUCCGACUCGAGUCUGUACACUCAGAUUCUUCAGUACCAGCCUCUGGUUCUGUCUAAACUCCAAGAGCGCUUAAAAGCGGCAGGCAUCCGCCUCGGCGCCGCCAAGUUGGUGAGCUUUCUGGACUCGCAGUGCAUCACCUUCACCACGGCGAAACCGGGACAGCCCGCACACACUCGCAGACGUGUCAAGAAAAAAGGAACGAUAAAAGCUGCAAGGAAAUGACUUACAGCAGAAGGCUCCAAAGAGGCAUCAAGUGGGAAAAAAAAAAUGUUUUGCAGCUGUUCAACACAGGUACCAAGACUAAAACAUGUUCCUUUAGAAUUGAUCGUUUUAUAAAUAUAUUUUUAAACAAACUUAAACCAAAAAUAAAAGGUUUGUUAUGCAAUAUUGUAAAUUUUCAUUCGGUGUGGAAAAAACACCUAACCGCAACAUUUGAAUGAAACCAAAAACCUUUUGUAUUUUUUGAGCACAAAUCAGGAUGAAAUGUACAAUCCAUUUCUGUUGAUGACAAACUUUUUUUGGCACCUUGAAAGAAAAUACACCGAUAGAAGUUAUUGAGAACAUUUUGAAAAUUUUUACUUGUGCUCUUCAGUAGAUCCAAAAUACAAAGCUGAGCCAGUAAAUUCAAUACAACAGAUGAGGAAGGAAGGAAGGAAGCUCUUUUUGAACAAGAAAAACGAUUAACUUCUAUCAAAUGUGUCAUUCAAGUAGAACAGCCUUUUUUGCAGCAACACAUCACGUCUCGGCUGUUCGGUGAGUUCUGUUCUCCAUAAAGCAGCAUGAAGAUUCAGAUUUCAGCUCGAGCGCCAAAUGGCGAACAAUUCUUCACAAGGAGCAUCCUACAGCCCGACGUGGCUGUCGUCUCGACCCUUGUGGUGCCUUCGCUGUUAAGGCAUUGACACAUCUCCAAAGGGGCUUCAAAUCCUCAGAGCAAUCAUGAGAGGCUUGCAAUGUUAGCAAGGAAGCGCUCGGCCCACCACUCCUCCAGAUCGAUGGGAACAAAGUCUGAGUGGAAACAAAGAUAAAGAUGAAUGACAAUAGCAAGCUAUCUACUUCCACAAUAGAAAACAUUACGAAAAGAACGUGAAAAUGAAGAAAUCUGCAGUUGCCAAAAUUACUUAGACCCAGUGUUGUUUUCGUCCACGAACACUUUUUGUCAUGACGAUUACCAGACGAUAUCGAGCUAAAAAUGUGUCUUGGGAGCCUAAGGGGGCGUUUACAUGGUCACUCUCCGAGAAGACGAAAAAUUUCAUGUUUGUAUUUAUAUGGCUCGGUCUCCAUUCGAACAAUGUCGCAAUACUGCAUGAAAACAUUGUAGUAUUCAUGCCAGGCCCUAGGGGGCAGUGCAGAUUUACAAGGAGACAGCAAAUGAUGCACUUUGACCUCCUCAGCCCGGAAGACAACAUGCCCGCCCACUCCAAGCAAUGGCAUUUUCUUUUGUUCAAAAAGGCACAAAAAUGGAAACAUUCCACAUACCGUAUUGGCCCGAAUAUAAGACUGUUUUUUGCAUUGAAAUAAGACUGAAAAAGUGGGGGUCGUCUUAUAUUCGCGGUCUAGACAUUUUAUCCAUUCACGAAGCUAGAUGGCGCCAGAUAUCAUUGAAGCGAUGUUCUGUCAUGACAGAUCUCAGCUAGUCUCAAGUAGGGCUGCAACUAUCGAAUAUUUUAGUAAUCGAGUAAUCGACUGAAAAUUCUAUCGAGUAAUCGGAUAAAACAAAUAUAUUUUUAGGUGAAGAGCAAUUAUAGAUAUACAUGAGAAAACAAGACAUUUUAUCAUUUUCAGUCAAUCAAUGUCUUUAUUUUUGAUGUAUAUUGUUGAAAACAGCCAACAAUUGC